UGGCUCUCGAUGGUCCUGGAGACGGUGGGUAAUCUACUAACAUUCUCUGUCUCGGUAGCCUUCGUUGCGACCCGUGAGACUCUGGCUGCGGGCUUUGCAGGUUUGGUGAUUAGCUACACCCUCAAUGUUACUCAGGGCCUCAGUUGGUUCGUGCGAAUGGCUACGGAACUCGAGACCAAUGUGGUCUCCGUGGAGAGGAUCCGGGAGUACUCCGAGCUGACCAUCGAGUGGUUCACCUACUCCACACUGAAUAUCAUUUUCAAGAAGGUGACUUGGAGCGACAUGAAUUCGCCCAGUGCACCAUGGGAUGUACCAACAAAACAGCCGCCACCUCAGUGGCCACAGGGAGAAAUUGAGUUUGUCAACUACAGUACCCGCUAUCGAGAUGAUCUUGACUUUGUCCUUCGCUCCUUAUCGUUCACCAUUAGUCCUGGAGAAAAGAUAGGGAUAGUGGGUCGGACAGGCUCGGGGAAGUCAUCCCUUGUGCUGGCUCUUUUCCGUAUCAUCGAAGGGAGGGAAGGGGAGAUUCGGGUUGAUGGGCGCAAUAUCGCUGAGAUUGGUCUUCAUGAUCUACGUGGACGCAUCACUCUCAUUCCCCAGGCAAGUCGCUCCUUCCAUUGUUCGUGCUUCUACCUACUUGAUCCAGUGCUCUUUUCUGGUACUCUUCGAUUCAACCUGGAUCCUUUCAAUACUCACUCGGAAGAUGAGGUAUGGGAGGCCCUUACGUUGGCAAAUCUCCGCCCAUUUGUAGAGGAGGCCUCCUGUGACGGCCUUAAGAUGACCAUCGCUGAAGGCGGCAACAACCUGAGUGUGGGCCAACGCCAACUGGUGUGCCUGGCGCGUGCUCUCCUCCGGCAAUCACGUAUCCUCGUUCUGGAUGAGGCGACAGCUGCUGUCGACCCUCAAACUGACCAACUGAUUCAACGCACGGUUCGCAAAGAAUUCGCCUCCAGCACCGUUCUCACAAUUGCCCACCGUCUUGAUACCAUCAUUGACUAUGAUAGGAUAAUGGUCUUGGAUGCUGGGCGCCUAAUAGAGAUG
Molecule: messenger RNA, 1041 nt
Organism: Hydatigera taeniaeformis
Lineage: Eukaryota; Metazoa; Platyhelminthes; Cestoda; Cyclophyllidea; Taeniidae
Source: the annotation of a GenBank genome assembly